Molecule: messenger RNA, 1431 nt
Organism: Scophthalmus maximus (turbot)
Lineage: Eukaryota; Metazoa; Chordata; Actinopteri; Pleuronectiformes; Scophthalmidae
Product: intracellular hyaluronan-binding protein 4-like
Exons: 9
Coding region: 137-1258 (373 amino acids)
Biological process (GO): positive regulation of translational initiation; positive regulation of RNA splicing
Cellular component (GO): cytoplasm; nucleus
Molecular function (GO): RNA binding
Source: RefSeq, a predicted model, not a curated record
CUCGCUCGUCCCCACACGUGCAAUCAUUUAAAAGAGUGGACACACUGAUCCGGCUGUUUGCUGAAUGUUUACCGGGCAAACUUAGUGCAGUCUGCGGCUCUCUGCUCUCGUGUAGCGGAAAGGAAAAACGGCUGAAAUGUUGCCGGACGCCUACGGGUGCGUCGUGGCGAACCGCUUCGGCGAUCUUCUGGACGACGACGCCGCCGACCCGUUCGACUUGAUGAGCGCCGCGGCGACGGAGAAGGACAAGAAGAAGAAGAGGCAGGAGCACGACAAGAAGGGCAAGCAGAAGAAGCCCGGUCAGAAGGAGUCCCAGAAGGAGCGGCGCGUCCCGGUCGCCUCGGAGCGUCAGGAGCCGGCUGCUCCAGUCCAUAAACAGCAGCAGCAGCAGCAGCAGCAGCAGGCGUCACGUCCUGCAGCAGUGAGUGAGAGCAGAGAGGAGGCCCAGAGGGGCAUGAAGAGGGCUGCUGCUGCUGCUGGGGAGCGCAGGGCAAACCAAGAGGACAACCCACAGCAGGAGUUCUCCAUCUCCAAGCCGUCCUCUUAUGCAGACUCCGACCUCAGGGGUCGAGGGGGGUUCAGAGGCAGAAGAGGAGCAAGAGGUGGCGGCUCCGCGAGGAACCCAGAAAACUACAACCCAAGGGGCAAGAGAGAAUUUGAUCGUCACAAUGGAACGGGUAUAUCUCCUGAGGAAAAGAGAGGAGGCCGAGGGCCCUGGAACUGGGGCCGUGCAGAAGAAGCUGCCAGUGAAUUAAUGGAGGUGACACCCAACCCUCCAGUCAAACCUGAGGAGCCCCAAGUACUUGUGGAUGAAGAGAAUCAUAAUCGAGCAAUGGAAGAGGAUGAUGGAGAGAUGGUGGUCCAAGUCGCCAUGGAGAUGACCCUGGAUGAGUGGAAGGCCAUGCAGGAGAUGAAUCGUCCCAAGGCAGAGUUUAAUAUCCGCAAAGCGGAGAACAAGAUUCCCUCCAAAGCCAAGGUCAUCCACCAGUCAAAGCACCUGGAGAACCUCAAGGGGACUGUGGAGGACAUUGAGGAUGACGGACACUUCCUCCGUAGGUCUGUGAAUGACAUCACCUCCCUUCUGGACAUCAAUUUCGGGAGUCUUGGACGUCCCACUCGUGGGGGUCGAGGAAGGGGAGCUCGAGGUGGUCCGACCAAUCGCCCGGAAAGGCCUAAACCCAUAUUGGAGAGGGAGGGGGAUCUGGCCCCUAACCCAGAUGACCCAGAAGACUUCCCAGCACUAUCAACAGGAAGAUAACUGAAUACACUUGUUGUCGUUUAAACUCCUGUGGGGAGAAUUUUGUUGCACUUAACACUUGAUAGAUAACACUGCUUUCAUGUUGCCGCUGUUCUUAAGGUUUGGGGGUUCUAUUGCACUGAACACACCACUUGGCAAAUGAUUCCUGGAGAAUAAAUGCUAUUGCAAGUUUA